This is a messenger RNA of Equus quagga, 2273 nucleotides long. It is a transcript of the gene CA10, whose product is annotated as carbonic anhydrase 10. Gene Ontology annotation, molecular function: carbonate dehydratase activity; zinc ion binding. The transcript has 9 exons. Lineage: Eukaryota; Metazoa; Chordata; Mammalia; Perissodactyla; Equidae. The record is from RefSeq and is a predicted model, not a curated record. The coding region runs from base 71 to 1057 and encodes 328 amino acids.
ACCGUGUCGGGCUCCCCCCUGCCCGCCCUGUUUUCCCGUCGAGUGAUGCACUUGGAAUGAGAAUCAGAGGAUGGAAAUAGUCUGGGAGGUGCUUUUUCUUCUUCAAGCCAAUUUCAUCGUCUGCAUAUCAGCUCAACAGAAUUCACCAAAAAUCCAUGAAGGCUGGUGGGCAUACAAGGAGGUGGUCCAGGGAAGCUUUGUUCCAGUUCCUUCUUUCUGGGGAUUGGUGAACUCAGCUUGGAAUCUUUGCUCUGUGGGGAAACGGCAGUCACCAGUCAACAUAGAGACCAGUCACAUGAUCUUCGACCCCUUUCUGACGCCCCUGCGCAUCAACACCGGGGGAAGGAAGGUCAGUGGGACCAUGUACAACACUGGAAGACACGUGUCCCUGCGCCUGGACAAGGAGCACUUGGUCAACAUAUCAGGAGGGCCGAUGACAUACAGCCACCGGCUGGAGGAGAUCCGGCUACACUUUGGGAGUGAGGACAGCCAGGGGUCGGAGCACCUCCUCAACGGACAAGCCUUCUCUGGGGAGGUGCAGCUCAUCCACUAUAACCAUGAGUUAUACACAAAUGUCACAGAAGCUGCAAAGAGCCCAAAUGGAUUGGUGGUAGUUUCUAUAUUUAUAAAAGUUUCUGAUUCAUCAAACCCAUUUCUUAAUCGAAUGCUCAACAGAGAUACUAUCACGAGAAUAACGUAUAAAAAUGAUGCAUAUUUACUACAGGGACUUAACAUAGAGGCACUCUAUCCAGAGACCUCUAGUUUCAUUACUUACGAGGGGUCGAUGACUAUCCCACCGUGCUAUGAGACGGCAAGUUGGAUAAUAAUGAACAAACCAGUCUAUAUAACCAGGAUGCAGAUGCAUUCCUUACGCCUGCUCAGCCAGAAUCAGCCAUCUCAGAUCUUCCUGAGCAUGAGUGACAACUUCAGGCCCGUCCAGCCGCUCAACAACCGCUGCAUCCGCACCAACAUCAACUUCAGUUUACAGGGGAAGGACUGUCCAAACAACCGAGCCCAGAAGCUUCAGUAUAGAGUAAAUGAAUGGCUCCUCAAAUAGAAAACUAGGCCAAGAAGAAUCCCACCUCAGUGAAAUGCUACAACUGUGAAUUGACAUAACCCAGAAUGUCCCCUUCUUUUUUCUCUCUCCCUCCCCCCCUCAAGCCUCAUUCACUCUUUGGAUCGGCCCUUUCUACAUGAAAAGUGUCUGCAAAACCAUGGCAGAGGAACACAUCUCUUACACACACAAACACACACACGCAAGCACUCACACAUCCAUACACACACAUGCAAACAUAUCUACAUACAUGUAAACUCACCCAGCCUCCAAGAUGGGAAGUCACGUUUCAGAACAAAAGGCUCAUUCAGAAGAGGUCUUAGAAGAAAAUAACCAGUUAACCUGAUAACAAUUUUGAUACCAUUCUCCUGAACUAAUAACUCUACCCAAUGAGACCUUUCAGCCUUUGUACAUACAAAAUUCUUCCAAAAGAGAGAGAGGAGCAAACGCAACUCCGACAGCAUCCAGCAGACUUUGUUCUUUGCAUCAAAUCAUCUUGGAUAGUGUCCUAGGAUCUUCUGAGGGUGCUGGUGACACAGGUGAACCAGGACAAAGUUGGCCAAGGACACUUAUUUCUAGAUUAUGAUUCUUCCGUUUACUCAACAAUUUAAAAAGAAAAAAAAAAAAGGACAGACAUUGAAGAGAUACACAUUGUAUAUAUCUAUCACCACAGACUAUAAAGAAAUGGAAUUAUCUCCCCUCUUUGUCACAUAUCUGUAGUAGGAUUUGCCAAGAUCAGAAUUGAUCCAUUUGCUGUUUCUUGUUUUCCAAAGGUCAUACAUUGUGUUUGGUUAUUGUUAACAGCUCAAUAAAUGUGUUUAACGAGUUCAUUUCAUUCUCUGGCUUGGGUCUGUUCUCUUUCCUUCAAGGCUAAGCCCUGGCUCCAUGCAAGUGCAUUCUUUGAUUUCACUUGUUUCUUCAUCUACAUGUUUGGUUCAUUUGCAGCCAGUUUUUACUGAGUUUGUGGCAAUCAGGAAUGCAUUUGCUAAGCAAGUAUAACUUUAAUUCCACUCCAUGGCUCGAUCAUUCAUACAAGGUGAGCUUCAGCCUGAUAGCAGGCGACAGAUUUCUUGCGAUUCAAAACUGCCAUCCCCCCUGUGAUGCUCCCUUGAAGGAAUGCACUUUGCCUUGUAAAUUCCUGGGAAAGGAGUGUCUUUUCUCUCCAGGUGCAGCCGGAUCUCACAAAGUACAAACGAAUGCCUUUCUUUUCUUGUUUAUA